ACUUAUUUUCUAGCAAGGGGAGUCAAGUGCGCUAUGUAUCAUGCUGGAAUGAGUGAAAAGGCCAAAAACGAGGCUCAUCAUGGUUUUAUUCAAGAUAAGUAUACUACAAUUGUCGCAACUGUAGCGUUUGGCAUGGGUAUCGAUAAGUCAGAUGUGCGCAAGGUUAUACAUUAUGGAAGCCCCAAAGAUAUCGAGAGCUACUAUCAAGAAAUUGGCCGAGCUGGUCGAGAUGGUGAUUCAGCCGUCUGUCAUGCAUUCUGGUCGCAGAAAGACAUUGCGAUGAAUAGGUUGGCUAGAUUAUGUCAUCAUGCGUUUGGAUUUUUAGCAAUUUUUUUUCUAGGUCUCGUAUAA
Cylicostephanus goldi is the source of this 351-nucleotide messenger RNA. NCBI's taxonomy places the organism in Eukaryota, Metazoa, Nematoda, Chromadorea, Rhabditida, Strongylidae. The record is from the annotation of a GenBank genome assembly.